AUCCCGACCUCAGAGGUGGGCACGCGACGACGGGAGGUCGUCUCAGUAAAAUUGAGUUUUCUCGCGAAGUCCUCAACCGAUUUCCAAAAACUUGAGUUUGUUUCAAAGCUUAGAGUAUGCCUAAUAUGUACGUUUUUACCGAUUUGAUUUAUCUCUUUUCGUUUGGAAGAUACAAGGUAGGGAACCUUACUUUUUGAAUGACCCUCGUAAAAAGAAAGAUUGCAUAAAUACAAAUUGAAAAAAUUACGAGGUUCUCAAAUCGAAAGUUGAUUGGGCACCGUCAUAAGUUUAUAAAUUGGCAUUGUGUAUUUUAUAAACCUCACUUUUGGUUUAUUUAGUAUUAUAUAUUAUCAUUAAAUACUUAUAUCCGUUCAUCGAUGUUUUUUCUACUAUAUUUUCUUUUAAGUGUUUUAAUAAAAAAAAAACUGCGUACAAAAAAUAAUUAUGAGAAAUGAAAAAAGGUAAAAUCUCUUACGUCGGAUUUUCACUCUGUCUCACCUCUGAAUAAUAUUUAUGGCAUUAAUUUCUUUUUUUUAUUUUUCCUUAACGUUAAUAACAAAAUUCUCGUACACAUGAUGCAAAUCAUCAUAAUGAGUUUACGGCAGUCAUAGAUCGCAAAAAGCUUUUUAUCAAUCAUCAAUUCAAGUAUUCUACGCAAGUCUCUUCUUCUCCUUUUUAUGUAAUGAAUUAGGUAAGCUGUGUUGUUAGCUCCUUCACAGAACAAUUGUAUAUUAGUUCUUUUAAGUUUGCUUGCAAUUACAUGAAACCUAAGUCAACCUGAAGGACAUUCCAUAUCGACGUUUGACUAGCAAACUUGUAACACUUUAUCUCGCCCUGAAUACAUUCAUUCAUAUUUUCUUUUUAAGCCAGAUCCUGGUCUGAUUCAGGACCUAUCCGUUAAAUUUGGACCAAUUUAGUCACGCAUAGUUUGACUGACAGUUGAAGUCAAACGUAAAUUUGAGGAAUGAUUGCCGCUUUUCGCCACCCUUGCAAAAUCAAAUAUUGAUUUUAUGAAUCUACAGUUGACCAGGAUAUACAGGUUGAUUGAAAUUUUAUAAACUGUGUCCUUUAAAUGAUGAUUUGCACCGAAAGGUACACUGAUCAAAAAAACUGCGGGCAUGGAAGUCGUAGUUACGGGCCAUAUAGCACUACCGUCCGUUGCGGGCUGAGAGGCCAAAAGUUACGGGUGGAGCAAUCGGAGCUACGGCUCCAGCACCCAGAACUCUUAGCCUCUGAGCUCGCAACGGACGGUUUUGCUGUAGAGCCCGUAACUACGACUUUCACGCCCGCAGUUUUUUUUUUUUUUCAGUGAUGUUUGUGAAUCCAUUCUAAAACGUGCUUUAUUGUAGAGUUUGUACUUCUAUGGCUGAGCCGAUUACUCUUGACAUACCUACGUCAACGGUUGCCUUGAUGGUGUCGCAAUGAAAAGCACGUUCAUUUUGAUGAGAAAUCGAUAUUUUUGCCCACAUAUUUAACUGUUUACAACGCAGCUGUUGAAACAUUACCUGAUUCAUAUUUAUUGCUUUUCCACUGUCAAAGCUCAACAACUCGAUUUUUAACAGCUCUUAACGAGACAUAUUUAGUGCACACCUUCUUGCAAACGAUGUAUAUACUGAAAAAUAAGUUUAAUUAUUUUCCGCUUUCUAAAUUCUCCAUCUCAUUUUGUGUUGUGUCUUGUGUCCUUCCGACAGUUCUGAGCUUUAACUUCAGAAGAGGAAAUGUGUCGAGCUAUGACUUCAGAACCAUGAACAUGUCUCCGGUUAUUUUAAUCCCUGGAGUGGUUGGGAGUAUAAUAGAGGGUACAUGGCGGACACACGGGCAACCACGCCUCUGCACCGCCAAGGAGAAAGACUGGGAAGUGCUGUGGCUCAGUUUGAAAACCGCAUUUGGAGGAAAACCUUUAAAAUGCUGGGUUUUCAGGUACAAGCUAAUCUACAACCGAACCGCGCACAAGAGCAGCAAUCAAGAUGGGGUGAAGACGCGAGUGAUGGGAGAUUUCGGAAGCCUGAAGGCUGUUGAACAUUUGACAAAGGAUUUGAUCACUAGGAUUGGGACUGGUUACUUCGAUGACAUCGGGAAAGCUCUCCGGAAAAGCGGCUACAGUACCAAACGUAACUUGAAAGGGGCGGCCUACGACGGUCGCUAUGCACCACCGCAACUAGAAGAAAAGUAUGGUUAUUUCACGAGCCUAGCAAAAUUGGUCGAACAGCUUGCCAAUGACUCAGGACGUAAGGUAACACUGGUCUCUCACAGCAUGGGUGGUUUAAUUGGGUCUCACUUCCUGACCAAGCAACCACCGGAGUGGAAAGACAAAUACAUUAACCUCUUCGUUCCUAUCUCAACACCAUGGCUGGGAAGCCCUUUGGCUGUGUCGGGUUUCAUCGAAGGGACUAAUUUUGACGUUCCAACGUUCAAGAAGUCGGUUAUGAGAGAUCUCGUCAGAACCUUUCAGUCCGUGGCUCUCCUGUUACUUUCCGAGGAAGCAUACAAUAGAACAGUAAUUGUUGAAUGGCCGGAGCAAAACAAGACGUACACAGCAGCUGACUACAAGCAAUUAUUCACUGACAUCAAGUACCAGGAUGGAUUUCUGAUGAGGGAGGACGUCCGUUCGUUGAUGCCCGUCGCAGGCGAUAAACUAGGGGUAGAUAUUGUGUGUAUUUGGUCAAAAUCUGUCAAAACAAAAUUUAAGAUGGUCGUGAAAGGCGAUAUUGCUAAUCCAACAUCUGUCAGUUACGAGACCGUGGACGGAGAUGGGACCGUGACCCUUGACAGUUUACGGUACUGCGAGACAUUUCCUAACGUGACCACCCAAGAGUACACUGGUCUUGAUCACCUGAAGAUAGUUUACUCGAAGGACUUCAUCAACUACCUCCAAUCAGUCCUCGUAAACGCAAAACCCCUCUGAAAUGGAUCAGCGGAUAGGGCUCGCUGGAAAGCCUACACUGCUUAGCGUAUGCAACCAGGAAAGCAAUCAAACACGAAUAGUUGUAUCUAGGGGUUAUUGUUGUCUUUCCGUCCUCUAUCUAGUUUCCCUGGUGAAAUGUCCCGGGUUUUCAGCGUUUUCUAACUUGCCUGGACUUGUUGUCUAACUCUCUAACUUUGAUUUAAAUUAUGAGAUAGCUUCAUCGAUAGAAAAGGAAAGUAUAAAGUCACACACUUUAAUUUUAAAAUAAUAUUUUAACACUCUCCGAAAAUUUGAGCUCUUAUCAUCGAAAGAGGAAAGAAAACCGAGCGAAACAAUCAGCUGCUCUUGUACGAGAUUUAUAGAAUGAUUGAACAAAUAAAAUAGCAAAAUUAUGAACACACAAUUGUGAAGAUGCAUAUAUUGAAUUUAAAGGUAACAAAUAAAAGAAAUUAUGAACUUCAAAGAUUCUAUUAACCGUUACAGAAGAAUGAAUCCUUUUAAAAAUCGGACGACUAUGAUACCUAAGAAUAUACAAAAUGCAGUGUUUAUAUUUAUUUCUCUCUUUAUUUGUGUCCUCACUCUUAUAACCUCUAAAAAGUUCACAAGAAUGUGUGAGGUGAAAAAGAAAAAAAAAACCAGAUAGUAAAACUUGCCAUCGACACGAAAGUAUCGGUUGAAAAGGGGAUUGUGGUGGAAGUAAUUCAAAAUUCAUAGAUUUGCACCACUCUCUUAGAAGACAGGUUUACAAACAAAUGGGCACAAAAGAAUAACGCACCCAGACAUAUUAUUAUCUGUGAGCUUUUAGCGAUCUAAACUUAUCCUUGAGAAAGAGCUAAUUGGAGUCUUCACCCCCUUUAGUCGAGGCUCGGUGGUUGAAGCGCUGAGAUCAUAAUGGGACCUUACGAGUUUUAUCGACAUGAAAAUAAAUUAAAUAUCAUGAAACGUUGGAAUAGUAUUGGUACGUUGGGACACCCCACGUUAAACCAUGAAAUUUAGAUUUUUUAUCCGACUUCUCACACAGUGCCACAAGGAGAAAUUUGCCUCCCUACAAUUCUUAUUGCCACGGCCGGUCAUUUCACUCGAGCAAACAUGUGAUAAGGCAAAAACAAAGCGUCAGCUCUCAGUUUAAGAGAAUUUUGGCCUUUAAAAACACAGCAAAUGACGCCGAUUCCGCUUUUCCGCGUUCGAUUGGCCAUUCAACCAAGUUUUGAAAAAAAAGAA
Bemisia tabaci is the source of this 4126-nucleotide messenger RNA. Its product is annotated as lysosomal phospholipase A and acyltransferase. The record is from RefSeq and is a predicted model, not a curated record. NCBI's taxonomy places the organism in Eukaryota, Metazoa, Arthropoda, Insecta, Hemiptera, Aleyrodidae. Gene Ontology annotation, biological process: lipid metabolic process.